ACCUUUGUUCCCAGCUGAUCUCUUGUCAGAUGGGUGGCGGCACUGGGGCACCUCAGACAGCCAGCGUCUUGCUGAGGGUGGGAGCAUCCUGUGCCUGCAGCCUCUGGAGCUAUGGGACCAGGGCUGCGAAGCCAGUCCUUGAGAGGGCCCCGACCCUCCUAUGGAAAGCUGCAGGAACCCUGGGGGAGGCCCCUGGAGGGCCAAUUCCACAGGGCGCUGAGCCUCAGAGAGGGGCGUGAGAAGUCCAGGUCCCAGGGCCUCGACAGAGGCACAGAAGGGCCAGAUGCCGCUGCUCAGGAGCAACUGCCGGGUAGCCUGGGGGAUACAGAGCAGCUGAUCCAAGCCCAGCGAGGAGGCAGCCGACGGUGGCUGAGGUGGUACCAACAGCAGGUAAGGAGAAGGUGGGACAGCUUUGUCACCAUCUUCCCCAGCGUGACUCUGAGUCAGCCGGCCUCCCCGUAGCCCACACUGGGCACCAUCAGCUAAAGAUGCUGGAAGCCAUGGUGGCCCCCCUGCUGUGCCCGGACCAGCCUGCCGUGUCUGCUGACCUACCUACCUCUUCACAGCUCUCUGAACUAUGGCUGGGUGGCCCAAUGAGGCUUCUGCCACCAGCUCACUGGAGUCCCAUGUGGCUGCCCCUCUUAGCUCUGGCCCUCCCACCCCAGCAGCUAGCUCUCUUCGAAGACCCCAGCAGGGCCAAAAAGAAGGGGGUUCAGCUCUCUGCCCUCUGGGCUUGGGUAAGGGCCUUGGACGCUGAUUCUAUGAAGGUUUAGAAGGAGCCUGCCCAGAAUGGAGGCUGUGGACGCUGCUGCCCGACAUGAGACCAGCCGUCAACUUCCAGGAUGGAGCUUGGUGAAGCCAGACCCAUGGCUGAGAGGCUCACGGACGCUGCCUGGUCACUGGGCCAUGACCCAACUGCCCUUCUUGUCAGCUGCUGAUGGGGGGCCCAGGCGCAGGUCUCCCUCCCAGAUGGUGAACCCCCUGGGGCAAGGACACAACUGGGCGGCCCUCAGGACUGGAUACCCUGUGCUGAAAAUCUUUGAACCUCCUGGUGUUCUGAUGAAGGAAGCAGGGGAAGCUUUCCCUCCCUAUGUGACAGAGGGAGAAACUGAGGCCCAGAGAUUCUUGCUUUUGGCAUCUCUGGCCCCACCCUGCCCCAUCCCCUGUCUAGCGCUGGAACUGAACACAGUAAUAAAGAUGCUGAGAAGAAGCCAACGAUUGCCCGGUGGUUAAGUGGCUGGCUCAGACACGCCCCCUACCCCUGCCGACUCCUGUGAGGCAGGCUAAGCCCAGAGCAUCCCAGAAUGGGUGGGCACAGGCACCAGGGACUGGGGCAGGCUGGGUUCCCCCGAAGGCUGGGCCUUUCCUGCUACUUCUCUGGACCUUUCUCCACAGAGGGAUUACGCCCACCCUGUGCUGACCUCAAGGCCAGCUUCAGAGGAUCUGGCUCUCAGUGUCCUGCCUCUGUACUGAGCACUGGGGCGAGGCUCCUUCUGAAGCCCAGAGAGGUAAAGGGGCUUGCUUCAGGGCCACACAGAAGGGGAGUGUCUGACCCCAAAAAACCUGAGCUCUUCAAGAGACACUGGUGUUUCUUGUGGGGCCCCUGGGACUCUCCAGGUUCAAGCAGGUCCAAGGUCAAAGGUGAGGGAACAGCUAAGCAUCCUGGUCCACAAUCUGUUCUGGGGGUGUUGUCCAGCAGACAGAGGUGUGGCUUCUCCAUUUCCCCAGAGACCAGGCCCCAUCAGGGCCAUUCAGAAACAAGGGAUCCGCUGGGAAAAUUUUGUUCCAGGGAAGCUAGGGUGCCCGGCUGGGAAACUGGACAGUGGGAGCUCACCAGAAGCCUUGAGCCCGGCUGGGCUUACACUUCAGAUGCCCUGCUCAGCCUCUUCUGCAUCAGUCCCUCAGGUGCCUCUGGGGAACCCUAGGACUCCAGGGAACAGAAUUGAAAUUCGUAGCUCUGACCCACCUCUCAAUGUCUGGAGGAGGAAAAUGGGGUCCAGAAUGGGACAGCACUUCUCACCCUCUGGGACGCUACCCUCCAACCUCCCAGCCUCUUCAUCCUCAGAGAAUCUCUAGCCCAACUUCCAGCCAUUCCAUUUGUCACACUGACUAGUUUGUCUAGCUAUGUGCUUUUUCCUUUCUCUGUUCUUUUUUCAUUUCUAAGAUGGAAUCUUGCUGUGUCACCCAGACUCAAGUGCAGUGGCGUGAUCCUGGCUCACUGUAAUCUCCACCUCCCCGGUUCAAGUAAUUCUCCUGCCUCAGCCUGGGUUAUCCUGCCUUAGUCCAUCUGAGCUGGGACUACGGCCAGGUGCACACCACCACUCCUGAUUAAUUUUUGUAUUUUUAGUAGAGAUGGAGUUUCACCAUGUUGGCCAAGCUAGUCUCAAACUCCUGAUCUCAAGCGAUCCACCCUCCUUGACCUCCCAAAGUGCUGGGGUUAUAGACAUGACCCACAGCACCUGGCCUUUUGUCUUCCAUUACACUGAAAGCUCCAUGGAGACCUGAUAUGUUCCUACCAGGACCCCAGUGCCUGGCUCUGGGCCUGGCACAUAGUAGGUGUUAAAUGAGUUAUCAUUCAGUGAAUGAGGGGCUGGCCCAAGGUCACCCAGUGAGUUGAUGGCUGAGCUGAGCCUGCAGCUUAUGGGUCUGGGGUCCCUGCUCAGACAGAGAAAUCCUAGCCUUGUCAGCAGCCCCAUCAACAGGGACCACAUCUCUGGGGUCCUUGGCUGAGGCCUCCCCCAAAACAUUCAUGCACUCUGGUAGGUUGCUUCCAAAGAUGUCCAUAACCAUCUCUCCCACCACAGAUGCCCUUUUGCAUUGUCUGUUACACCUCUUUUAAAGGGUGGAGUCUAUGGGGUCCAAAGGUAGGGGAAUCUCUGGAGCCCAGGAGUUCGGGGAUGAAGUGAGCUGCAAUUGUGCCACUACACUAGAGCCUGAAUGAGAUAGCAAGAUCCCAUCUCUUUAAAAAAAAAAAAAAAAAAAAAAGAAAGUGGGGUAUAUUUUAACUUUCCUUGACUGUAGAUGGGCUGUGUGACCUGCUUUGGCCAAUAGAAUGCAUUGGAAAUAAGUGUUCUGGGACUUCUCUGCCUAGGCCUCAGUAGGCCUUGCAGCUUCUGUUUCUACCAUCCUCUGUUUCUACCUCCAAAGCCAGCUGCCAUGUAAAGAACUCUGGGCCGUCCUGUUAGAAAGGUGAUGUGGAGAUCAGAGGGCACACGGAAGAGAACUAAGGUACCCCCGGCCAACAGCCAGAACCAACUGCCUAUUGUGUGAGUGAGCCCCCAGCCCAGCUCCUAGCUGACUGCAGCCUGAGUCAGUCACCCCAGCUGACACCACGUGGAGCAGAAGAACCACCCAACUGAGCCCAGCCAACCCAUGGAAUUGAGAUCUAAGAAACCCUUUUGCUUCACACCUCUAGAUUUAGGAUGUGUUAGAUUCCUAGGACUGCCAUAACAAACUAUCACAAACUGGGUGGCUUAAAACAAGAGAAAUUUGUUCUCUAACAGUUCCGGGGUUCACAAGUCUGAAAUCAACUUGUUGGCAGUGCUGCACUAAUUCUGAAGGCUCUAGAAAAGAA
This is a messenger RNA of Callithrix jacchus (white-tufted-ear marmoset), 3574 nucleotides long. It is a transcript of the gene C10H11orf86, whose product is annotated as chromosome 10 C11orf86 homolog. The record is from RefSeq and is a predicted model, not a curated record. NCBI's taxonomy places the organism in Eukaryota, Metazoa, Chordata, Mammalia, Primates, Cebidae.